Oryzias melastigma (Indian medaka) is the source of this 4428-nucleotide messenger RNA. RefSeq names its product transcription factor 7 like 2 (gene tcf7l2). Lineage: Eukaryota; Metazoa; Chordata; Actinopteri; Beloniformes; Adrianichthyidae. Gene Ontology annotation, cellular component: catenin-TCF7L2 complex; beta-catenin-TCF complex. The record is from RefSeq and is a predicted model, not a curated record. The transcript has 15 exons. Bases 778 to 2679 code for a protein of 633 amino acids. Gene Ontology annotation, molecular function: DNA-binding transcription factor activity, RNA polymerase II-specific; RNA polymerase II cis-regulatory region sequence-specific DNA binding. Gene Ontology annotation, biological process: regulation of transcription by RNA polymerase II; canonical Wnt signaling pathway.
AAACAAGCUGCACUUUGAUAGGCCUAGAGUAUUUAGUAAGCAGAAAUAUAUAAAAAGUAGGUUAUAGGAGGAAAUAAAAUGUUAUUAUUUUUACUUUAUUUGGCCCAAGUGUGACAGACUGAGUCAAACAGCCCGAGGAAGUGCCCUCUUUUCCCUUUUUUUCCCCGCCCAUGUGCGUUUAAUCCACAUUUGCAAGCACUUCCCUAUCUUCCUGCUAUUUUACCAUCACUGUCCUGCUCCCAAACUGCCUUUUUUCCCCUCCUCACAUGCUUUUUCACUGCAGUCGUCCGCAGACUUCCUCCAGCACUCCCUCUUUUCUUCUUCUUCCCCCCCCCUCCCUCCUUUCUCUGUCCUUUUUUUCCUCCUAUUUAUGAAAACGUCACUUCAAGUCCCUCCCUGUUUGAAUCUCAUUAGUUUCUUGUGUGUUUCUCCCUGUCAAUAAUCCCGAAUCCAGACUCUCUCUAUUUCCAUCCCUCUCUAUCUGUCAAUCAGCGCCGCCUUUGAACUGAAAACCACUCCGACCAACUUCAACUCACUCAAUCCGAGCGGCUCGGCUCCUUCUCCGGCUUCCCUUUUCUGCCAAGAUUCCCCCUUCUUUUCUAGUUUUGUUUGGAAAACGCCGAUACACAGCAGCAGCAGCAGAAGAAGAAACUUCCAGCGCGGACUUUCGAGAUCAACCGACAUUAAAAACUUUGGGUUUUGCCCCCUCUUUUCAACCGACGUUUCUUUUUUUUUUUUUUUUCCUUUUUACUUUUUUUGGUUUCACUCGGGGAAAAAAUGCCGCAGCUCAACGGCGGUGGAGGGGACGACCUGGGCGCAAACGAUGAAAUGAUUUCCUUCAAAGACGAAGGGGAGCAGGAAGAGAAAAUUUCGGAGAACUCCUCGGCAGAAAGGGAUUUAGCAGAUGUCAAAUCUUCACUCGUGAACGAGUCGGAAACGAAUCAAAACAGCUCGUCGGAUUCGGAGGCGGAAAGACGGCCUCCGCCUAGAUCUGAAACUUUCAGAGACAAAACAAGAGAAAGUUUAGAGGAGGCUGCGAAAAGGCAAGAUGGAGGGCUGUUCAAGAGCCCACCGUACCCGGGCUAUCCGUUUAUAAUGAUCCCCGAUCUCACAAGCCCCUACCUUCCCAAUGGAUCACUUUCUCCGACAGCACGCACAUAUCUACAGAUGAAAUGGCCCCUGCUAGAUGUUCAACCAGGAGGUCUUCAGAGUAGACAAGCACUUAAAGAUGCCAGGUCCCCGUCACCGGCACACAUUGUUGGGCCCUUCUGCUGGGAAUUCCCCGGACAGUCAGAUCUGAGCCUUCACCAAUUUCAUUUGUCUAAUAAGGUUCCAGUGGUACAGCACCCCCACCAUGUGCACCCUCUCACGCCUCUGAUCACCUACAGCAAUGAGCACUUCACACCGGGGAACCCCCCACCUCACCUACAGACAGACGUGGAUCCCAAAACAGGAAUUCCGAGGCCUCCGCAUCCCCCUGAUAUAUCUCCCUAUUACCCUCUUUCACCUGGCACUGUUGGCCAGAUCCCCCAUCCGCUAGGAUGGUUAGUACCACAGCAAGGUCAACCUGUUUAUCCAAUCACAACAGGGGGUUUCAGACACCCAUACCCAACUGCGCUCACUGUCAACGCAUCCAUGUCAAGUCUUCUGUCCUCCAGGUUCCCCCCACACAUGGUGCCCCCUCACCACAGUUUGCACACCACAGGCAUCCCACACCCAGCCAUCGUCACACCCAACGUCAAGCAGGAAUCCUCCCAUAGUGACAUUAGCUCCCUCAACAGCUCGAAACAGUCAGAUGCCAAGAAGGAGGAGGAGAAGAAGAAGCAGGUCCACAUAAAGAAGCCUCUGAACGCCUUCAUGCUCUACAUGAAGGAGAUGCGGGCGAAGGUGGUGGCGGAGUGCACGCUGAAAGAAAGCGCUGCCAUCAACCAGAUUCUGGGGAGAAGGUGGCACGCCCUAUCGCGGGAGGAGCAGGCCAAGUACUAUGAGCUGGCCAGGAAAGAACGACAGCUCCACAUGCAGCUGUACCCGGGCUGGUCAGCACGAGACAACUAUGCGGCUAACCAACAGGGGAAAAGGAAGAAGAGAAAAAGGGAAAAGCAGCAAGCAGAGAGCAAUGAACACAGAGAAUAUUUUCCAAACCCUUGCCUUUCACUUCCUCCGAUUACAGAUGCAAAUACCCCAAAGAAGUGUCGUGCCUUGUUCGGGCUUGACCAGCUGAGUUUAUGGUGCAAACCAUGCAGGAGAAAAAAAAAGUGCAUUCGCUACAUCCAAGGUGAAGGCAGCUGUGCCAGUCCUCCCUCUACGGACGGAAGCUUACUAGACUCCCCCCCAUCCUCUCCUUCCUCAGUGGUUCCCUCCCCCUCCUCAAAAGAGUCCAAACCUCAGACUGAACAAAUGCAACCUCUCUCACUGACUAUGAAACCGGCCCACCAGCCACUCCACCACCCGCACCUCCUGGCUGGGCCGCCUUUGGUUCAACUGGAAAACUCUGCGGCAGCCGGCAAAACGCCCGCCGCCUCCUCCCACAACGGAGCUCUGGAGCGCGCCGACGUCUCGUCCUCGCGGCAGCCGGGCUCCUCGAUGGCCCGGCCCUCGGCAGCGCUGUGUCAUUCCCGCUCGCUCCACCCCUCCGCAGCCCCCCAGCCUCUAUCGCUAGUGACCAAGUCUAUAGAAUAGUCUGCCCUUCUAGUUUUCUUUUUCCGCUCUGCACUCGCCCUUCUGGUAUUUUUAUGUUUCUGUGCCGCGAGGCUCCGAAAUUUUUUCGUUCUUUUCUCGAAGUUCAUUGGUCAAUAUUUGACCCUUCAUUAUUGAAAAAAAAAGUAAUUAUUAUAAAGAAGUGAUACAGCGAGCUGUAGUAUAGCCCAAAUUUUUAUGGAAUUUAAUUUUAUUUUUUUGUAGUGUUAAGCAGCACCAACACACUAAAAAAAAUACAUCCAACAGUUUAAAUGUUUAAUUUUUUUUGAAGCGGUAGAUUAUUCAGUGAGCCCUGUUCUGGAAAGAGUUGGUUCUUCUUCUUAUUUGUAUUAAAUACGAGCUCUCGAACCAAUCAUUCGACACCUGUUCAAACUCUUGGAGGGCAGGAGGCUGGCUGUGACCCCUCCCCGAGGAGCAACUUUAAUUGUGAUGUUACUUGUUUAAAUGUACAGAAUUGGAAAAAGGGGGGGUUGGCGUUACUGUGUUAAAUAUGCAUUCUUCCACUGUCUCUUCUUUUCUUGUUUACCUUUGGGGGCGGAGUCAGGAACGUUGAGGGUGGGCUUAAGGGGCGGGUGGGGAGGGUUAAGGGAUAUUAAAUUGUCACAACGCUAGGACCAGUAGUAUUUAUUGCUUUAGAAAUUGCUUGUUGUAUCUUGUACGUGUCUCUUUUUAUUAUUUUAUUUUUUUCUGUUGAAUACAUUGUACAAAUAUUUUUCUUAAGAUAAAGGAUGGAUCCGUUUUUACAAGGAGGUCUGUCUGUCGCCUGAUUCGUCCUCACCAAAAUCCCCCGGAUUUCCCUCACAAACAAGAAGUAUGCACAGCCUCAUUUCAAGAAACGCUUCUGUAAGCCAUUUUACACACAAAAAAAAGGACGGCAAGAAAACUUGAAACCAGACAGUGGGGUACCGUUUGUUCAGUGCUUGGAAAAGUGUCUAAAGCCCUUGUUUUUUAUUGCACAGUCACACCUCAGACUGUAGAUCCGUGUACAGAUUUUUUCGUGCCAAAAUUUUUGUGAUUUCUUUUUUUUUCUCUCUGCCCCACCCCACCACCCCAGAUUAAAAAAAAAAUCAAAAAAAGCUGUAGGGAUCUAUUUUUUUUUUUUUUCGUUUGUUUUGAUGUUUGUUUUUAUUUUAUUUUGAUACCAUUCUUUGCUGUGACGUUACAUAGAUUGCUAUGUAUGUAGUAUAAAUGUUGCUAUAACAAAUGUGUUUGGUAGCAAAUUGUCAAAUAAAAUUUAAACUUAAUAAAAAGACGGACAUCAUACUGUAUAAACCCACGAGGGCCAAAUUAUGUAUAUUAGGAGGUUCAUAAAAAACUAUUAAAUACAAAAAAAAAAAAAAUACACAAACUGCCACUUUUAAGUACACUACUGCAUAUAGGUAGAUAGAAAAAAUAGGCAUGUUGAUGUUGCAAGAGGCUGUAAAAAAAGCUACAAAAGAAUCAUCCACUCGGUGCCAUUGUAGUUGACAUGACACGACUGUAAUCUGUCGAUUUCUUCUCUGGUUUACUAAGAUGCUAAUGAUAAAUAGUUUGAAUGUUUCCUUAACGGCUGUGAUGUUGCUGUUCUAUUUUAUGCUCUUAUCUUUUAUUUUAUUUUUUGUUUGUUUGUUUGUUUUUUCCUGUUAUUUUAAAUGGUUCCAAAACCACGUUUUUUGUAAUGAAUAAAUGUUUAUGCUGUACAGUCUCUGUAGCAUGCAGUUCUGUAUUAAUAAAAGCAACUUAGUAUGUGCA